AUGAAUAACGAUUCAGUGACGUGGGAAAUAUUGGGUAAAGGGAAAUGUUCCUUUAAGAAAAAAGUGGAUACUGAAAUAUUUUGUUUAAAUGAAUAUAAUGUAACAGGUUUAUGUACAAAAGCAAAUUGUCCGCUAAGUAAUAGUGUAUAUUCUACAAUAAUAUUAGAUAAGGGUGAAAUAUAUUUAUAUAUGAAAUCUGUUGAAAGAGCACAUUUACCUAGUGCCUUAUGGAGUAGGGUUCUUUUGAGUUUAAACAAAAAGGAAGCUUUUAAUGUUAUUUAUAAAGAGUUAAAAUUUACACAGAAUAUAAAACAUAUAAAGAAAUGUAUGAAGAGAUAUGUAAGGAUAAAAGAAAUAUUAAAGAGGAGUAGAAAACUCAUAUUACAAAAACAAGUAAAAAUGAUGCCUAUUAAGAAGAAAACGGAAAGGAGAGAUAAAACAAGAGAAAAAAAAGCUUUAAAAGCUGCAAACCUUUUAAAUAACGUAGAAAAGGAAUUGUUGAAUAGAUUAAAUACUGGAAUUUAUGGAUCUCUAUAUAAGUUCUUAACUCCUAAAAAGAAAAUGAAAAAUAAGGAUUCUGAGUUAACAAAAAUAUUUGAUGUGAUGGGGGAGAAUAAAGAUGAAAUGAAAAAGAAGGGGAAAAAAGGAAAGGACGAAAAUGUAAAUUAUGAGACAAUGUCUCAGGAGGGGGGAGGCCAGGAGGAUGAUGAUGAAGAUGUGGAUAUGGAUGAUGAUGAUGAGGAUGUAGAUAUGGAUGAUGAAGAUGAGGAUGUAGAUAUGGAUGAUGAAGAUGAGGAUGUAGAUAUGGAUGAUGAAGAUGAGGAUGUAGAUAUGGAUGAUGAAGAUGAGGAUGUAGAUAUGGAUGAUGAAGAUGAGGAUGUAGAUAUGGAUGAUGAAGAUGAGGAUGUAGAUAUGGAUGAUGUUGAUGAUGAUGAUGAAGAUGUAGAUAUGGAUGAUGUUGAUGAUGAUGAUGAAGAUGUAGAUAUGGAUGAUGUUGGUGAUGAUGAUGAUGAAGGUGGUAUAUAUGAUGAUAAUGAUGAGGAUGACUAUGAUAAUUAUAAUGAUAAUGAUAAAGACAGCGUUGAAGAAAGUACCUCAAUAAGUAAUGAUAAAAAGAAGAAAAAGAAGAGAAAGAGAAAAGAAUACAAAAAGGAAUAUGUUGACAAUGAGCACAUAAAAAAUUUACAAGCAAAUGGGAAGCUGGCAAUGGACGAUGAUGAAAUAGAAGAAAUGAAUCAUAAUUUUAGAAGAAAAAAAAAAUCAAAUAGUAAAAAGGAAAAAGGCAAGAAGAAGAUUAAAAUGGUUUACGAAAAUGACUAA
This is a messenger RNA of Plasmodium falciparum 3D7, 1320 nucleotides long. It is a transcript of the gene MAK16, whose product is annotated as putative protein MAK16. Gene Ontology annotation, cellular component: nucleus. Lineage: Eukaryota; Apicomplexa; Aconoidasida; Haemosporida; Plasmodiidae. The record is from RefSeq and is a predicted model, not a curated record.